CAUUCAAAUCCAUCCACUAACAUUUUUCUAAAUUCUACUCAACAAAUUAAGUGAGGGCUGAAAAUGGAUUCUUGGAUGAUUAGGGCUUUCAUUCUCGCUGCUUGCUUGCUUCCUAUGAUGGUCGAAUCUAGAGUUCGCCAUUACAAGUUCAACGUGGUAAUGAAAAAUACUAGUCGCUUGUGUUCGACGAAACCAAUUGUUACUAUAAAUGGGAACUUUCCAGGACCAACCAUUUAUGCGCGAGAAGACGACACAGUGCUAGUUAAGGUGGUCAACCAUGUCAACUACAACGUCUCCAUCCAUUGGCACGGAAUCAGGCAGCUUCGGACAGGGUGGGCCGAUGGGCCUGCAUAUAUCACCCAGUGUCCGAUUCAGACUGGCCAAAGCUUUGUCUACAACUUCACCAUCACGGGCCAGAGAGGCACGCUGCUUUGGCACGCUCACAUCCUGUGGCUCAGAGCCACCGUCCACGGCGCCCUCGUCAUCUUGCCUAAGCUUGGGAUUCCUUACCCUUUCCCCAAACCUGACCACGAACGAGUCGUCAUCCUCGCUGAAUGGUGGAAAUCGGACACCGAAGAUGUGAUCAAUGAGGCCAUGAAUUCCGGGCUCGCCCCCAACGUCUCCGAUGCCCACACCAUCAACGGCUAUCCCGGGCCUUCCCCUAAUUGUUCCUCCAUAGAUGGGUACCAACUAGAUGUUAGAGCGGGCAAAUCAUACCUCCUCCGCCUAAUCAACGCUGCGCUGAACGAAGAGCUCUUCUACAAGAUCGCCGGCCACAAUUUCACCGUCGUGGAAGUCGACGCCACUUACGUGAAACCCUUCCAGACCGACACCGUGGUCAUCGCCCCGGGCCAAACCACCAACGUCAUCAUCACGGCCAACAAGCGCGGCGGCAAGUUCGCCAUGACGGCCUCCACCUUCAUGGACACCCCCGUGGUGGCCAUCGACAACGUAACCGCCAUGGCCACGCUCCACUACUCCGGCACGCUCUCGGCCAGCCCCACCACUCUGACCGCCACCCCGGCCCGCAACGCCACCCCCGUGGCCGACACCUUCGCCACCUCCCUCCGCAGCCUCAACUCCAAAACCUACCCCGCAAACGUCCCGCAAAGGGUGGACCGCUCGCUCUUCUUCGCAGUCGGGCUCGGCGUCAACGCCUGCCCGACCUGCAAAGCCGCCAACGGAAGCCGAGUGGUCGCGAGCGUCAACAACAUCACGUUUGUGAUGCCGACCACCGCUUUGCUCCAGGCACAUUUCUUCAACAUCACGGGAGUCUACACCACCGACUUCCCCGGGAACCCGCCCACGCCCUUCAACUACACCGGCGCCCCGCCGCAGGGCUUGGCCACCACCACCGCCACCAAGGUUUACCGGCUGCCGUACAAUGCCACGGUUCAGGUGGUUUUGCAGGACACCGGGAUCAUCGCGGCUGAAAACCACCCCGUUCAUCUCCAUGGAUUCAAUUUCUUCGUAGUGGGCAAAGGAUUGGGGAAUUUCAACUCGAAAACGGAUCCGAAAAAGUUCAACCUGGUGGAUCCGGUGGAGAGGAACACGGUGGCGGUGCCGUCGGGUGGAUGGGUGGCCAUCAGAUUCACGGCCGACAAUCCAGGAGUGUGGUUCAUGCAUUGCCACUUGGAAGUGCACACCACGUGGGGGCUCAAAAUGGCCUUCCAAGUCGAUAACGGAAAGGGCCCAAAUCAGUCGCUCUUGCCGCCGCCUCAAGAUUUACCCACAUGCUCAUAAUUUUGAUUAAUUCACCCUAAAUUUGGAGAGAAUGUAUAUUUGUUUCUUUCUCGAGUAAAACUAAAUUGCUCGAGUUAUACCUUUGAUAAUUAUAUAAUAUACUUUGAAUUGUCGCAUUCUUUUCAUGAAUAUGCUAAAAGAUUUGAUUGUAAUGAUACGUGUAGUAUUGACUAA
This is a messenger RNA of Salvia miltiorrhiza (redroot sage), 1917 nucleotides long. Its product is annotated as laccase-4-like. Gene Ontology annotation, molecular function: hydroquinone:oxygen oxidoreductase activity; copper ion binding. The transcript has 5 exons. The record is from RefSeq and is a predicted model, not a curated record. Gene Ontology annotation, cellular component: apoplast. NCBI's taxonomy places the organism in Eukaryota, Viridiplantae, Streptophyta, Magnoliopsida, Lamiales, Lamiaceae. Bases 64 to 1743 code for a protein of 559 amino acids. Gene Ontology annotation, biological process: lignin catabolic process.